This is a messenger RNA of Kockovaella imperatae, 1151 nucleotides long. RefSeq names its product phosphatidylinositol N-acetylglucosaminyltransferase subunit C. Gene Ontology annotation, cellular component: membrane; glycosylphosphatidylinositol-N-acetylglucosaminyltransferase (GPI-GnT) complex. The transcript is spliced from 4 exons. NCBI's taxonomy places the organism in Eukaryota, Fungi, Basidiomycota, Tremellomycetes, Tremellales, Cuniculitremaceae. Bases 85 to 1113 code for a protein of 342 amino acids. The record is from RefSeq and is a predicted model, not a curated record. Gene Ontology annotation, biological process: GPI anchor biosynthetic process.
CGUUAAUAAGAUGUUCCAGUAACCUUCUUCUACAUAUUGCUACUAACCCAUGACAAGCUACGAGGGAGACCUCGAGUCCGCUUCAUGACCCCGGCCAGAGGCUCAGCUGAUUGCAUUGAUACAGCUGAGCCAUGGGAAAAGGUGCUCUGGCGCAGACAACCUUAUCCAGAUAACCAUGUCCCCGAAUCCUUUCUAGCGGAAUUGAGGGAUCUACCUCCACGUCCUCGUCCCAGACUUUUUGCUCUGGUCAUCCACGCUCUCCCCAUAACGCAGCAUAUGGCCGUCAUCGCUCUCUUUCUUUCGAUCUUUCACGCUCUUCUCAUAGGCCGAUUCAGCGCGAGCUCCGUAGGAUGGGCGGUAGUGCUUUCAAGUGUCGUUGGACAUUUCGUGCGGAGGCUUGGAUGGCGAGAACAAGGACUCGAAAGAGAUCUGACGUCUCAUGGCCUGCUGCCCCCUACAACAUCACUAAGACCUCUAAUCUUACCGCCCCUGCUAUUGUCACUAUUGUCCCCAGUGUUGGGGACCUUGACAUCGGCGACUACCUCAGACUCUAUUUGGCCCUUGGCCGGCUGCUUGCUCUUCAUUCAUGUAUUGCUGGCGGACUUCAAAACUGGCCCGGAUGCCAGACAGAAAUACAGGGAGAGGCGGAGAUUCCAGCAGAGGCAGAGGAGGAGCAGCUUUCACGGAGAUCUGGAGGCUAUCGAAGAGAAGAGCCUCUCAUCGUCGCUGUCCUUCACCUCGGCACUAUCCGCCUCGAUCGUUCUGGCAUCUCGUUUGCCAUCAACGGCGCACGUGUUCUCCCUGAUUCUUCUCGCCGUCAGUCUCUUUGCAGGCUGGCCUGUAGUGGCGAAAGGGGUCCGCGAGGCAGGUCAAGGAUUCUCAAUUCUCCUGACAGCAUCUACGGUGUUGCUCGCUUUCUCCAUUCUGCCUCACGAUCCUAGUGAAAGUCUGCUCUUUACAGCGCCAAGUCUCAUCUUCCUCUGCACCUUGUUAGUGGUAAACAUCAUCGGACCGCUCGUGUUCUGGUGGGGUUGGAGAUGGAAGACAAUACGAGGCGGAGGAUGGGACGUCGCUGUGGUGAGGAUCCGCCAAGCGACGUCAGGUCACGGAUAGUGUCUCUCGAUUGUCAAAGGGGGAUUGGAAUAUGCUAC